AUGUCAACAUACGACAGAUCGCCAGCAAUCAUCAAAAAAAGGGUUCGUAAAAUUUUGACCUCACCAGUCACCCCAUCACUAGAAAAGUGUGAGGGGAAUAAGACUGUGCGAUAUCUUGCGUUUCUAUGUACAGGACAUGGUCGGUGUGGAGGCUGGGGAGACAGACAAGAAGGCUUGGUCUUUGCUUAUGUUCUCUCUCGUCUGCUACACCGCUGUUUUAAAAUUGUCAUGCCCCAACCGUGCAGUCUGUCAAAGUUUUACCAGCCAAACAAAGUUCAGUGGGAGCCGGACAAUGAAACUUUAGACCCGCCCACACAAAACAACACGCUCGACACUUCUCACUACAGAUUCAAAGACCUAAACGUUCUUUACCCACAGACUGUUGUAUACUUCAGGGGGUACGCGGAUUUGUACGCACUUUUUGUAGCCAACCCACACUACAUCAAGCAGAUCGACACAUGGACCGGAAUUCGGGACAUACAGGAUCGAUUCUUUUGGAGCUGGAAUCAGUUAAUGAAACCGUCUGCAUCGUUUCUGUCUAAAGUUGAAAAUAUUAUUGGUAGGGACUUUCUAAUACGAAAAGGUGUGGACGUUGAUGUUUUAAAACAUGAACGGCCUAAAGCGCCGAUGUGCGAUGUUAGGAAGUCACCUUUGAUCUGUGCGCAUGUCAGAAUCGGGAAAAACCCAAACGUUCCUAAAGACGAUGUGUUCACAUCAGUAAAGUUAGCGGAUAUUCCCGUAUUAUUUGAAUUUAUGUCAUCUAAAGACACUUCCGGAGACGCUUUGUUUUUCAUAGCAACGGAUUACAUUAAUGUACGAAUACAGGCGUACAACUAUUUCAAGGGAAGGAUGGUUGAUUUUGGCGCGAUAAUUGACCACACUGACAGACCCACACUUGGUAGUGACCAGUGUGGUGCUUUAGAGGACGCUUUGGUCGACCAAUAUCUGCUGAGUCUGUGUGACGUCUUGGUUCUCUGCAGAAGUGGUUUUAGUCGGAUGGCGUUCUACAUGAGGAACAGCACAGAUCCUGUGUACAUUUUUGAGCAUGGGGUGGUCCGUCUCUAUGACGAGUAA
Messenger RNA from Physella acuta, 1074 nucleotides. RefSeq lists its product as uncharacterized. The record is from RefSeq and is a predicted model, not a curated record. Lineage: Eukaryota; Metazoa; Mollusca; Gastropoda; Physidae.